This is a messenger RNA of Arachis stenosperma, 2272 nucleotides long. Its product is annotated as scarecrow-like protein 32. NCBI's taxonomy places the organism in Eukaryota, Viridiplantae, Streptophyta, Magnoliopsida, Fabales, Fabaceae. Gene Ontology annotation, molecular function: sequence-specific DNA binding; DNA-binding transcription factor activity. The transcript has a single exon. The record is from RefSeq and is a predicted model, not a curated record. The coding region runs from base 650 to 2155 and encodes 501 amino acids. Gene Ontology annotation, biological process: regulation of DNA-templated transcription. Gene Ontology annotation, cellular component: nucleus.
AUGAAGGACCGGAGCAGCUUGCUAAUGAAAAUUGUAUGAUUGGCACCAUAUCUGGUAGGCCAUGGGGGAGAGAGAGAGAGAGAGAUGAAAGCAUUAGCCCGUGAUUGAGUGAGUGAGGCAACAAGUUAACUUGCUUGAAAUUAAAUCCCCCACACUUGGGUGUCCUUCACUACAUGACAAUUUCCAACUCCCACAUACAGACAACACCCUGGCCGGCUGCUUCACAUGCCUUCCUCUAUUCCUCAACCACGGCGACUCUCUUUUCUAGCCACCCAUGAAUACCUUCUGCUUCUGCUUCUGCUUCUUGUCCUCACCAAAAUUAAACACAGCCUUCUCUUUCUCCCACACACUUUGACUUUAGGCCUACACUUGUUUUCUUGGGAGUAGAGUCGUCUAUGCCACCACGAUCAUCAUCACCAGUGACCAGUCUCUUUUUCGGAUGAACAAGGGAUAACAUAACAUCCUCACCAAAAAUUAAACCUCCAUGACAUGUCUAAUUCAAACCCACAAGAUAUUGGUUCGUUUCCCAACACACACUACUACAGUACUACUAGUCAGGUCACUUUCCCCCUUUUCCCCUGCUACUACCCUCUGAUUUCCCCCUUAAUUAUUCCACGCUUCAAUUCCUUUUGUUUUCUUUCACUCUACAAUGCAAUAUACACUCACUACCUUCUCUAACUCUUCAAUGACGCAAUUCACCACAAAAAUACCACCACCUUUGCAUCCCUACAACUUUUCAUUUUCAAACCCUAAUAAUAAUAAUAUUAUGAACAAGAACCAACAAAUUCCUAGGACUAGGCCCUGGCCUGCUUUCCCUACACCUAAGUCACUACCUACUUCCACCACCUUCGGUGACGCCACUUGCAUGGAACAGUUACUUGUUCACUGCGCCAACGCUAUUGAAACCAACGACGUAACCCUCGCUCAGCAGAUUCUCUGGGUUCUAAACAACAUAGCUCCACCUGACGGCGAUUCCAAUCAGCGACUCGCCGGAAGCUUCCUCAGAGCCCUAACCGCACGCGCCGCCAAUACUGGAAGCUGCAAGAUGCUCGCCGCUGUAGCUGACGCCGCUGCUAACCGUAGUAGCCUCGCCAUCGAAACGCACAGAUUCUCUGUCAUCGAGCUGGCAAACUUCGUUGACCUCACUCCAUGGCACAGGUUCGGGUUCACCGCUGCCAACGCCGCCAUUUUAGAAGCCACGGAAGGGUUCUCGGUGAUCCACAUCGUGGAUUUGAGCUUGACGCACUGCAUGCAGAUCCCGACGCUGAUCGACGCCAUCGCUGGCCGCCACGAGGUGCCUCCUGUAAUCAAGCUCACGGUUCCCGGUGCCGCCUUCAGAGAAGGUAACAUCAAUAUCCCUCCAUUACUCGAUCUUUCUUACGAGGAAUUAGGCGCGAAGUUGGUCAACUUCGCUAGGUCGAAGAACGUGGUCAUGGAAUUCAGCGUUGUUUCUUCGAGUUAUGCCGAUGGAUUCGCCUCUUUGAUCGAACACCUGAGAGUGCAACAUAUAGUUUCCGUUGCAGAAGGUCAUCGUCCAAACGAAGCUUUGGUUAUUAACUGUCACAUGAUGCUUCAUUACAUUCCCGAUGAAACUGCACUAGUUCAUCAUCAUCAUGAAACAGAUUCGAAUUUAAACCCUUUUAUUGUUCAUGAUUACUCUUUUUCUUCGUCAUCUCCUUCAUCUUCAUCGUCGUCAUUGCGGUCAAUGUUUCUUAAGGCGGUUCGGAGUUUGGAACCUACAAUUAUGGUUUUGGUAGAUGAGGACGUGGAUUUGAUAUCAAAUAACUUGGUGUGUAGGCUAAGGUCUGCGUUCAAUUAUCUGUGGAUACCGUACGACACGGUGGACACGUUCCUUCCUCGAGGCAGCAAGCAAAGGCAGUGGUAUGAAGCUGACAUAUGUUGGAAGAUUGAGAACGUGAUAGCGCAUGAAGGGGCUGAGAGGGUGGAGAGGGUUGAGCCCAAGAGCAAGUGGGAGCAAAGGAUGAGGAAUGCGAGCUUCCAUGGGAUUGGAUUCAGUGAGGAAUCGAUUUCUGAGGUGAAGGGGAUGCUGGAUGAACAUGCUGCUGGUUGGGGUGUUAAGAAGGAAGAUGACAAUCUUCUUCUCACUUGGAAAGGCCAUAAUGUUAUCUUUGCUUCAGCUUGGUUACCUGCUUAGUAUCUGUAAUCUUAUCAGUAAUAAAGCUUCAAUCUUCAAUCAUGAAUGUUUCUUAAUCAUGUACUACUAGUUUUUUUUUUCUAUAGAUUCUUCUUCCUUCUACAUUGUAUUUCUCGG